Molecule: messenger RNA, 4848 nt
Organism: Pocillopora damicornis (cauliflower coral)
Lineage: Eukaryota; Metazoa; Cnidaria; Anthozoa; Scleractinia; Pocilloporidae
Biological process (GO): actin cytoskeleton organization; regulation of ARF protein signal transduction
Molecular function (GO): guanyl-nucleotide exchange factor activity
Source: RefSeq, a predicted model, not a curated record
AAACAAAAUGGCGGGUACUGAUUGAUCAUUUAUUACUACAAUGUGUGGAUUAGCGGUUGAAUUGCUAGUUGUUCACGACCUGAUGUCAAAAUGAGUUCGAUAGAAUCAACGCUAGAUGCCCUGACGAGCGUCGACUCCUUGGUCGACACUCUAAAAGCAUGUAUUUGGAAGCAAGAUAAAGUUAUACGCGAGAAAAACGAAGAGAUUGAAAUUCUCAGGUCGAGAGUGAAAGAACUUGAAAAGGAGCGAAAUCAACUCCACCGUUAUAUCGCAAGGGAAAGGGCCAACAGCUUGACAAACGUCAACACUGGUGCAAAAAAUAUAGCGGAUGGUGAAAACAGGGUGGUGGACUCCAGAAAGAUAUCUCAGGAUACACCAGAGAGAAAUAGCUCAACUGAAGGCAAUUCUGAGGUCGUUACAACUCCUCAGACCCCAACAUCUCCCAUGAUCACAGUAACAGCUGCAGAAACACCACAAAACUCUCCAAAACUAGUAAAACGUGAUACUUUCAAAGCAGUCAAAAGAAAUGACAGCUUGAACAGACAGAAAUCAUUUUCGAAAAAAUAUGAACUUAGUCCAGAACUUCAAGACAGAAGUGUGAAGGUUCUGGAACGACAGUAUGGAGGCAAGGAUACUGCUCAUAAGGCAGCCCGAGUCAUUCAAUCAUACUACCGCAAAUAUAGAAUGGAUAAACAAUUUGAAAGGAUGAGGGCAUACUCAGGGUCUCCUUUAAAAGAUCUAUUUAGACCUAAAUCAAACAGCGAUCCUCGAUCUCAAAUUACAAGUCCCAGGACAGAGAAUUCCUCACAAGCUCAAGUGACGCCUGUGCUGCGAAUCACAAAGAGGAAAAGAGGAAGUCAAAGAGUCAAGUCAAUACUUAUUAUAGACAAUAUCAACAGUUUAUCUGGUGCAGAACCUCAAAUGUAUAGCAGCGAAAUUGCAUUGAAUUCUUCUCAGGAUAAUCCUCCAGCAGAUCUUACAUCAAUAUUCUUUGGAGCAGGAUAUAAAACAGAUGCCAAAGUGAAUGAGCAAAGAGAAGCAGCAGACGAGAAGGUGGAUACAAGGCUAGGAAGUGUCACUAGUGAAACGGAACAUUAUGUUAAAGUGGAGGUUAUGGAUAAUGUGGAGACACUGCCUGAUGAUGCUUUUGUGGAGGAUGAUAAAGUGCCUAAUAAGGUUCUCAAUGGAGACCUGCCUGGGAGGCCAAGGAGAGACACAAUCACUGAUGAUGGCUCGACCUAUGAGAGUGAUGACUCAGGGGAUGAAAUGAGAAGAGACCUCAGCAGUGUGGACAGUAUUGAUGGACUCUGCACAUCAGUUCCUUCUAGCACUGAUGAUGACACUUCAAGUCUUUAUUCAGAAUUUGAAUCUGGAACAAAACCUCAGAAGUUGGAGACCAGGAUUGGUAUAAACCACUUUAAUAGGAAGCCAGAGAAAGGAAUUAAUUAUCUUGUGGCUCAUCAAGUGUUGGAAGACAGUCCUGAAGUGGUUGCAAAGUUUCUGUUGAGUGAACCUGGCAUUAGUAAGCAGAAACUUGGAGAGUACUUGGGUAAUUUGCAAAAUGAAUUCAACAUGGAAGUUUUAAAGUACUUUGUGCAGUCAAUGGAUUUUACUGGAAUGGAGGUUGAUGAGGCUCUGCGAGUAUACCAGACUUCGUUCAGAUUACCAGGGGAAGCACAGAAAAUUGAAAAACUCAUGCUGGAGUUUGCCACACAGUAUGUUGCGUGUAACCAUGUUAAUGAAAAGGGCGCAGUGGAUACAAUCCUUAUUCUGGCAUUUGCCAUUGUGAUGUUGAACACUGAUCUUCAUAGUCCCAAUGUGAAACGAAGGAUGACAGAAGCUGACUUCAUCAAUAACUUAAGGGGUACCAACAAUGGUGGAGAUUUUCCAGAAGAGAGUUUGUUAGCGAUCUACAAUAGAGUAAAAAAGAAAGCAUUUUCUCCAGGAAAAGAUCAUGUCAAUGCUGUUGAGAAACUGAGUAAAAAGAUUGUUGGAACAAGAUCACCUUGGACUACACUGGCUGCUCUUCACAGACAGCUUAGAUUGCUGACCCCUCUGUACGAUGUGAGGGAUCCAAACAAGAAGGAGAAAGCUCACCCCAGAGUUAUCUUUCUCUUUAAUGACAUGCUAGUGGCCACUAAAGAACGAGGUAGAGCUGGUCGCGGAGAGGGGAUUCAUUAUUACAGCUACAAGCUGUCCUUCUCCUUGUGUGGACUGAAAGUAUCCACCUUUUCAAAGGACUGUUAUCCUUUUGGAAUACAGAUUUAUUCAAAACUAGAUAGCAGGGUUCUGGCCUUUUUUAAUGCCAAGGAUGAAGAAACAAGAAGGGUGUUUGUUGACGAACUUGUUGACUGCAUAGAGGAGACAAAUGAAAUGGAAAGUGACCGAAUUACGACAGAGAAACAGAAGCACCUUGGAACCAGGUUUAACAGAUCAGGGAUGGACAUGAAUCGCGUAUCAUUAACAUUACCAAAGAAAGUCAAGCAGCCAUCCCCAGAUACAAUCAGUUUGAUUGACAGUGCAGGUUCAAUGGAUUCCUUAAACACUGGCUUGAUGGGAUCAAAACAACUUUCUAGUUCACUUUUGAACAUUAAUGAGACUGGAGAGUUUUCAGAACUGAAGAAAAGCAGCAGUAUUUCAUCUUUAGAUAGUGCUUUUACUGAAGCAGGUUCUGAUCAGACAAUGUCCGACGAUCUUCAUGGCUCAAAUUCAACUCUUAACAGAAAAGGAUUGUUUGGUAAAUGGCGCUCCAGAUACAACAGCAAAAGUGUUGGAAGGCCCUCGCCAAAAAUGAGCCCUGUGUCUAUGCCCGCUAGAAACUGUUCGACUCCCAUAUGACAUUAAUACCCAAUUUCCCAUUCACUCAUCACCCUCAUUCAUUUUUCAUAGAUCUUGAUACUUUAUCCAGGGAAAUAUAUCACUAGAAUAGUGAAAGAUGUCCAUUUGCCAGAGAUGGCACAGUCUGUGGUAAAUGACAGAUCAGAAGUCUUAACUAUCCCUUGCCUGAAAAUUACUAUUUUAGAGGAAGGAAAUUCAUAUAAACUUGCUAUAUUUUUAUAACUUAUUUGGUAUAGCUCAUUAUUCAAUGAAAUGUCUGUUAGAACAGUACGAUAGAGAAUCCUAUACUGUCAAACUCAGAAAACUGUGAACACUGGAAAUACUGCUGGAUUGUUGUGGCGUUAGGGAAAGAAGACAGUCAGGCCCAAAGCAGCUAAACUGUCUGUGUCUUGCAACAGAAAUAAGUGUGUGGUUUGGCAAUUUGCUGGUGAGUCCAGAUAUCGAAGAUCAACAGGGUACCCAAAAUCUAGCCUGUGUACAGACCAUUACUAUAAUUAUACUUCACUUCAGCAUCAGUGUCUCUUUGCCCAUGGAAAAGUAGGAAGGCUUGAGCAACAUAAGCUAGCAAGAGGUCUGCAAGAGCUCUAGUAAUGAUAGUGCCAGACUUACAGCAAACCUCUCCAUGACUCAUCUUAUCUUUCCGUGGGGAGAGAAACCUGCAUCCUGUUGUGAACUAUUGACUGCCUGCCCACAGGCUACCCAAAUACUCAAAUAUGCAGGGUAGGUCUUUUGUGGUUUUCUAAGUUUGACAGUUAAUGAAGUGAUCAUGUCAGAAUAUUUGAUCAUCCACUCUGGCUGGUUGUAGUCUUAAAAUUGAAUGUUGGUGGUGAAUAUUGUUCCAUUAACAUGAAAAGAAGUAUUCUACACAACAGGUGUGUACACUACCUUGGUAGAAAGACAAGUCAACAGUGGCAGAUCUGUUAAGGAGUAAUUUCAACUAGAGACUCCAGUGAUAAUUUUCAAACUUUGGUUACUCCAAGAUGUAUUCAUUUAAUUUCUUUAGUCUAAAAAGUCAACAAAGGCUGCAAAGGAGACUAAAUAAAUAUUACCCCUUAAAAAAAAAAAACAACAACAAACAAAACAAGAAAAUAUUAUUGAAAGCAAAAUGCCUAACAUUCAUGCUGUGGUGUUACCAGUAAGCAUUGAUAUUGUCUGCUUAUUAUGACCUUAUUCAGCUGUCAUCGCACAUUCUUACAGAUAUGACUCCACUCAUUUAAGAUAUUUUUACGUGAUUAGAAGUAAUAAGACAAAUGUGUUCUACAGCAAAGGAAAAUCACCCUAGAGUUACAGUGUUAAAACAGUGGCAGUGAUCGGUUAGAUGACAAUGCAAAAAGUGGAGUGUUGUGAAUUUAUUAAGAACAUAGUUAUCCUUUAAUUAAAAAUUCGCAGCAAAUUUAUGUACGUAAUCAUUGACCCUUUCAGUCCCAAGAUCUCAAUAAUUCUGCUUCAUGUCUGUCAAACAUUGCUAGUAAUUUUUGCUCUAAGAAUUUGGGGUAAAAUUAAAUAAUUAUCUUGUUGAUAUUUUUCUUUAUUCUCAACAUCUGUCUGCUUAAUACUGUAUCAGUAUUAAGGAAUUAAGUCUUUGUCACACUUGGGAGUGAGACAAUUAGUAUUCUUUUCAAUUUUUGUAGGUUUCCUCUAAUUACAGACUGGGAAUCCUUGGUGAAGGGAGAAAUAUGGGCAUUUUUUUUUUCAUUUUCUGAACCUAUUAACUACUAUAGGUGUUAAACCUGACAUUAAUUUGAGUUCUCAGUUUGUAAACUCUCACAAUAGGUCACAAUAGAUUGUAGAGAGGAUUAUAUAUUGAAAAUUUUUGGUUGUCAAGAGCAAUCUAUUUUUGCAUAGAUGUACUAUUUUGAGUGUGUACAUAAUUGAAUAAGGAUUACUCUGAUUCUCUUUAUAAUUAUAAUAUCAGGACAAGGCCUAUUGAAAGUAUAAUAAUUUGCUUGUUCUAUUUUAGUUUGAGGAGUAAAUUAGGGUCACGAACUCAUUAAAUGUUUUUAAACUACA